Molecule: messenger RNA, 1233 nt
Organism: Spirodela intermedia
Lineage: Eukaryota; Viridiplantae; Streptophyta; Magnoliopsida; Alismatales; Araceae
Source: the annotation of a GenBank genome assembly
AUGGAAGGCGGAGACUCCGUGAGGAGGCGGAGGAGGCCAGCGGGGGAGAGGAAGACAGUGGGUCUUCUGGUGGCCGUUCUGCUCGUCGCCGUCGCGAGAUUUGUGGUGGUGGCGGCGAUGCUGGACCCAGUGGACUUUCUCGCGCUGCAGUCAAUCCGCAAGGCGCUGGAGGACGCCCCCGGAUCGCACUUCUUCUCGUCCUGGGACUUCACCGGCGAUCCCUGCGCCUUCUCCGGCGUCUUCUGCGCUGGCGACCGCGUGGUGGCGCUAUCUCUCGGCGACCCACGCGCCGGGUCCCCGGGGCUGCUCGGGAGGCUCGACCCGGCUGUGGGGCGGCUGUCGGUCCUGGCGGAGCUCUCCCUCGUCCCCGGCAGGGUCGCCGGGCCGGUGCCCUCCGGCAUCGCCCAGCUGGCCAACCUCCGUUUCCUCGCCCUGAGCCGAAACUUCCUCUCGGGGACGAUCCCACCGGGGAUCGGCGCGCUCCGCCAGCUCCGCACGCUGGAUCUCAGCUUCAACCAGCUCUCCGGCACCAUCCCGGCGAGCCUCGGGGCCGUCCCCGCGCUGUCCAACCUGGUGCUCUGCCACAACCGCCUCUCCGGGACGGUGCCGUCGUUCUACUCGCCGUCUCUGGUGCGGCUCGACCUGAAGCACAACAACCUCUCUGGGGAGGUCACCGUCCUGCCGGACUCGCUCCAGUACCUGUCCCUCUCCUGGAACCGCCUGGAGGGGCCGGUCGGCGGCGUGGUCGCUCACCUGGUCCAGCUCAACUACCUCGACCUCGGCGUGAACAGGUUCACCGGAGCCAUCCCCUCGUCGGUCUUCUCCUUCCCGCUCACGAGCCUGCAGUUGCAGAGGAACCGGUUCACAGGGUCAGUGUUGCCGCCUGAGGAGGUGGCAAUCCCCACGGUGGACCUCAGCUACAACCGCCUCUCUGGUCCCAUAUCACCGACCUUCGCGGCGGUGAGGAGCCUGUACCUGAACAACAACCAGUUCACCGGGGAGGUUCCGGCGAGCUUCGUGGCCAGGCUACUGGAUUCCGGCAUACAGAUCCUGUAUCUGCAGCACAACUACUUGACGGGAAUACAGAUGAACCCCACGGCGGAGAUCCCCAUGAGCAGCUCCCUCUGCCUGCAGUACAACUGCAUGGUGCCGCCGGUGGCGGCGCCGUGCCCAGUCAAGGCUGGCCGGGUGAAGACCCGCCCCACCGCUCAGUGCGUCGAGUGGAGGGGAUGA